CCCGCUCCGUCCCCGCUCCGUCCCCGGGAUGUCGCCGCGCUCCGCCCGCCUGGCGCGGCUGUCGCGCUCCGUCACCUUCAGCGCCUGCCACCGCCUGCACAGUAAAGCCCUGAGUGACGAGGAGAACCUGAAGCUGUUUGGGAAGUGCAACAAUCCAAAUGGCCACGGACACAACUACAAAGUUGUGGUCACCGUGCGUGGAGAGGCCACCAAUCCUCCUUGUGCUUCCCUGCAGAUUGACCCAGUCUCGGGGAUGGUGAUGAACCUGACAGACCUGAAGGAAUACAUGCAGGAAGCGAUCAUGGAGCCGCUCGACCACAAAAACCUGGACAAGGAUGUGCCCUACUUCUCCGAGGUGGUGAGCACCACGGAGAACAUGGCCGUGUUCAUCUGGGACAGCCUCCAGAAGCUCCUGCCCCAGGGCAUCCUUUACAAGGUGGAGGUACACGAGACGGAGCAGAACGUGGUCGUUUACAAGGGAGAAGAAACGAUUGUCAAGUGAGGUCAGCCUGAGCUCGUGCUCCGUGGUCAGCUCCUGGAUCCCUGCUCAGCGUUUCCUGCAGCCAGCCCUGGCUCUGUGUUACAGCAGGACAACUGCAGAUGUUUCACAAGGACCCUCGCAGCAGCUUGCCCACCUGGCUCCUCAGAAUGGGUUGGUUUCUCUGCUUUUCCUCAAGACCUUCCUGUUUUGCCAGUUGGUGUGAAAUUUAGAGUUGUGCCGUGGUAAAUAAAGCAGAUUUGGGGAGAGGAGGUGGCCUGGCAAAAUCACAAGAGUCUUUGAUUUCUCUCUGAUUAAAUAUUGAAUUAAUUUA
Molecule: messenger RNA, 812 nt
Organism: Onychostruthus taczanowskii (white-rumped snowfinch)
Lineage: Eukaryota; Metazoa; Chordata; Aves; Passeriformes; Passeridae
Gene: PTS
Product: 6-pyruvoyltetrahydropterin synthase
Exons: 6
Coding region: 29-502 (157 amino acids)
Biological process (GO): tetrahydrobiopterin biosynthetic process
Cellular component (GO): mitochondrion
Molecular function (GO): 6-pyruvoyltetrahydropterin synthase activity
Source: RefSeq, a predicted model, not a curated record